CGCACUCAGGACCUCCAGCUCCAGAGCCAAGAAGGGAAAAAACAAUUGUUUACUAAACAUCUUCGCAGAAUCACUCAGGGGGCAGAAACGAUGUACGAGUACUUGAGUAACAACUGUACAUGCACAUACGUCUUGGGUGCCUUCGUGCUGCUGUGGGUUCUGGUGUGGUUCUACCGGGACAACCUAGAGAUCACCAAGGUCUCGGAGAAACACGUUUUUGUGACAGGUUGCGACUCUGGGUUCGGACACCUACUGUGCAAACGCCUGGACAAACGUGGUUUCCGUGUCCUAGCCGGGUGUCUCACGGAAAAAGGAGCAGAUGAUCUGAAGAGGGCGACGGGACCUUUCCUGAAGACCUGCAUCUUGGACGUGACCAGCACAGCCAGCAUUCAGAAGGCUUUGGAAUGGACCAAAAAAGAAGUUUUAAAAUGUGCCUUGAAAAUGCAUCACCAGUUUGUGCCCGUUGGUCAUCUAAUGUAG
Messenger RNA from Sinocyclocheilus rhinocerous, 480 nucleotides. RefSeq names its product retinol dehydrogenase 7-like. Gene Ontology annotation, biological process: steroid metabolic process; retinoid metabolic process. Gene Ontology annotation, cellular component: intracellular membrane-bounded organelle. Gene Ontology annotation, molecular function: all-trans-retinol dehydrogenase (NAD+) activity. The record is from RefSeq and is a predicted model, not a curated record. NCBI's taxonomy places the organism in Eukaryota, Metazoa, Chordata, Actinopteri, Cypriniformes, Cyprinidae. The coding region runs from base 91 to 480 and encodes 129 amino acids. The transcript is spliced from 3 exons.